This is a messenger RNA of Aspergillus ibericus CBS 121593, 515 nucleotides long. Its product is annotated as YybH family protein. The coding region runs from base 58 to 477 and encodes 139 amino acids. The record is from RefSeq and is a predicted model, not a curated record. The transcript is spliced from 2 exons. NCBI's taxonomy places the organism in Eukaryota, Fungi, Ascomycota, Eurotiomycetes, Eurotiales, Aspergillaceae.
GUAGUCAAAAAGGUCUCAGGUACAAUGUUUUAAACGCCAAGAAUCACCAGUUAAAUCAUGCCAUCCACCGAUACCGAAGAAAUCACCGCCGUCCUGCAUGCCUACGGCGCGGCCUUGAAAAGCCGGAAUGUGGAUGAGGCCAUGGCACUCUACACCACCGACGGAGUGAUCAUGCCUCCACAUUUCUCCGCAAGUGCCGGCACCGAGGCUCUCCGCGAGUCGUAUACGCGCAUCUUUGCAACAAUCCAGCUCGUCAUCGCUUUCCAAAUCGAGGAAAUUGUUAUCAUGUCGCCAGAGUGGGCGUUUGCUAGGACGACGGCGGAGGGGACCAAAACGAUUCUCGCUACGCAGGAGUCGGAAGAACAUGCGAAUCAGGAAUUGUUUAUUUUGAAGAAGGAGAGUGGCAAGUGGUUGAUUGCGAGAUACGCUUUUUCGAGUAUGAAGCCUUUGGUACAGAAUGGGAUUCGGAGGAGUUGAGUUGGAUACCGUUUAUGGAUUGAAUAGUGAUACUUGUG